Cladocopium goreaui is the source of this 1039-nucleotide messenger RNA. Lineage: Eukaryota; Dinophyceae; Suessiales; Symbiodiniaceae. The record is from the annotation of a GenBank genome assembly.
AAAGCGCUUGGCUAUUUCGACCUGGCGUUUUCAGCGUUGUGGAAGCAGAGGAGGGCAGGAACUGUGAAGCUGGAAGGCCAUGGGAAGUCCAAGGCCUGCUGGAUUUGUAGGUGAUCAAAUCCAUGCUACAGAGGGUCCGGAAGAUGAAGAGGGUGAAAAAACACCAGACAAAGGCAGCCCACCUGAAGCGGAGAAGGCGACAGAGGAAGAUGGAAAAGAUGAAGAGACUGAUGCCGACAUGGUUGAGAAAUUGGAAGCUUGCCUGUUGCAGGCCUUGAAGACACGAAUCAAGGAUCGUGAUUUGCCACUAGCAGGAAACACUUUGUAUGCGCAGCAUAUGCGACCAUGCAGGAGAGCAGGAUGGAAUGUUGAUGUCAAGGUCGCGCCUUUCAAGAAGCUGUCUGCAUUUCUUUCACAUGCUGAGGAGCAAGGCUGGCUUGCCCUAAAGAAGAGUUCUGCGGAUCCAAUUGUGACAAGGAUAUUUCGAGAUCACCCGGACUUGAUCCAGUGGAAGCCAUGGCCAAAGGAGGUGACUGCCGAGGCCGAGGAGCCCAAAGGCACGCAAGAGCCUUCUUCGUUGGCGUCUGCUUCGAUAAAGAUUGAAGUGGUUUGGCGAAUUGGAAAGCUGAAGCCCUUGCUGGAGGCACUGAAGCUUGAAGGGCCAGCAGAUGGAUGCUGGACAAAGGAGGACUGCACGGAGGCUCUCAAGUCUUAUGCCGACAGCAACACGCUCUGGUUGAAGAACAAUCGCAAGCGAAUUGGCCCGGAUUCAUUGCUGUGCAGCCUGCUUGAUUCCGAGCCACAGGCUUCGUCCAGCGGAUCUGGAUUCUCCUUAGAAGGUCUUGUUGACCAUGUGGUCAGGAGUUUGCCGUUGUGCCACAGAGUGACUGCUCCGUACUUGAGCUUGGCAUCAAAUGAGCAAGGUGGUGCUGCCGGGGGCGUCAAGUGCUAUGUUCGUCCUGGGAAACCUCCAGUUGUGCAGGUCCGCACAGAUACAAGACGAGGUCAUCAUGUCACCUUGAUCCACGGACUGGAGGCA